Menidia menidia (Atlantic silverside) is the source of this 1233-nucleotide messenger RNA. Lineage: Eukaryota; Metazoa; Chordata; Actinopteri; Atheriniformes; Atherinopsidae. The record is from the annotation of a GenBank genome assembly.
AUGGAGGCGCACGCGGAGCCCGCGAGCGCGCAGGUCUGCCCCGACAAGACGUUUUCCGCGCUGACCGUGGACGACGUGUACCGGCUGGCCAAAGGCAUUGGAGCCGAGGUGGAGAGGCUCAUCGACGGCUACGGCCGCGAGAGCGCCGAGGGCUUGGUGCCCCGGAUAGUGAAAGCGCUGGAGCUGCUGGAGGGCUUCGCCUCCCGGAACCAGGCUCACCAGCUGAGGGAAGAGGAGCUGCUCAGGACCUUCCAGAGCAUCCAGCUGCAGCAGCAGAAGAAGCGAGGGGCCAAGGACCGGGAAGAGGGCGCCGACCGGAGCGAGCUGCGGGAGCUGCAACAGAAGGAGCAGCAGUGGAAGAGGAGGUGUGAGGAGCUUCAGAUCCAAGUGCAACACCUCCAGGAGGACCGAGAGGAGCUGCAGAGCAGGCUGAAGGGCAGUCACACCAAGGAGGGUAGGACAGAAAAACCUCUCACAGAGAGGAUCCAGGAGAUCGCCAACGUGUCCAAAGAGGCGGAGGCGCUCCAGGAACAGCUGGAGCGCUUCAUGAAGAUGAACGCAGAGCUGCGGCACAAGCAGAAGGUGCUGGAGGCGCAGCUGAAGAGCACCGUGGAGAGGAAGGCCGACAUGGAGGCCGACCUCAAGGAGAAAAGCAAAGAGAUAGAAAAGCUGCUGGCACAGCUGGACAAUGGCGGCAGCAACAGCCCCACCAGUCCGAGUCAGACGGCGAAAGAGUCGGCCAAAAAGUCGGCCACCACCCAGAAGGAUCCCGAUCAGCCGUGCUUCACCAAGAAGGAAGUGCGCGACAUCCUUUUUGAGAGGAAUGAGCUGAAAACGAAUCUCUUCCUUGUGCAAGAGGAGCUUAACUACUAUCAGAGGGAGAUUCUGAACGAGGAACGAUGUCCAGGUUUCCUUCUAGAAGCGGUCCGCUCUGCUAUCAAAAAGAGAAGGAGGCUCAUUAAGGCCAAGAUGCUCGGCAUCGCUGUCAAUGACUGCAGCAGCAGUGAUGAGGACGACAGGGCUUCUCUGUCGGGGCGGACAGAGGUGGACGCCACAGAGGUGGACGGGCCCGACCAGCCGGCCGAGUCCCGGAUACGAAACCUCUUUGGCUUCCUGACGCGGUCGGGGAGCUUCAGGAGCCCCACCCACAUGAGCAGCUCCGCCUCCGGCUGGGAAAUCAUCGGAGACGCCGAGCACAGGGAGGAGGAGGAGGAGCAGCAGCCGCCCCCGUGA